GCAAAGGGCUGCUGUUGGCUGAGCAGAUCAGAGUGGAUAAGUGGAGCUCACACCCGCUGUCUUCUACAGGAGCUGCAGAAAUUGGCCUCCAAGCACCCCAACCUGGUCAUCGUCCCGCUCGAAGUCACCGAUCCCGCCAGCAUCAAGGCGGCCGCAGCCAGCGUCGGGGAGCGCCUCAAGGGCUCGGGGCUGAACCUCCUCAUCAACAAUGCUGGGAUUGCAAAGAUAAAUUCACUUGACACCGAGACACUGAAGGACAUGUCUGAGGUGUACACUACCAACACUGUUGCUCCUCUAUUGCUGAGCCAGGCGUUCCUGCCCCUGUUGAAGAAGGCAGCCCAGGGGAGCCCAGGCUCAGGGAUGAGCUGCAGCAAGGCAGCCAUCAUCAACAUUUCCAGCAUUGCGGGUUCGAUCAAAGAAAUGUAUUUAUGGGACGCUGCACACUGCGUCUCUUACCGUUGCAGUAAGGCUGCUCUGAACAUGCUCACCAGGUGCCAGUCCAUGGGGUACCAGGAACACGGCAUCCUCUGCGUCACUUUCCAUCCUGGAUGGGUGCAAACAGACAUGGGGAGCGCAGCUGGACACACACCCCCGCUGACGGUGGACGCGAGCGUAGGAGGGAUGCUGAAGGUGCUCUCCAAGCUCUCCGAGAAGGACAGCGGGACCUUCCUGGACUGGGAAGGGAACGUGGUGGCCUGGUGAGGUGCUGGCCCGGCCUCGUGCUUGGAUCCUGGCACUGGCCCCUCUGCUGCUGCCAAACCUGUGUUUCAAUCUCAAUAAAGCCAUGUCUGAGAACAAAGAA
Meleagris gallopavo (turkey) is the source of this 802-nucleotide messenger RNA. Lineage: Eukaryota; Metazoa; Chordata; Aves; Galliformes; Phasianidae. The record is from RefSeq and is a predicted model, not a curated record.